Heteronotia binoei (common prickly gecko) is the source of this 857-nucleotide messenger RNA. RefSeq names its product ribosomal protein S12 (gene RPS12). The transcript has 6 exons. NCBI's taxonomy places the organism in Eukaryota, Metazoa, Chordata, Lepidosauria, Squamata, Gekkonidae. Bases 435 to 833 code for a protein of 132 amino acids. The record is from RefSeq and is a predicted model, not a curated record. Gene Ontology annotation, biological process: translation. Gene Ontology annotation, cellular component: ribosome; cytosolic small ribosomal subunit. Gene Ontology annotation, molecular function: structural constituent of ribosome.
AACGUUUUUUCCUCACACAAAACAGGGAAUAAACCUGCCCAAGUUCGUUAUCCGGUACGCUGGUUGCUUGGCAUCCGCUCCGCCCGGAAACACGGUAGACACCUAUCCCUGCCAUGCUCUAUUUCCAUUUCAGAUACCUCUGUAAACUAGCCUACUGCCCUCGCCUUUGGUAAAAACCCAUGCUAAUAUACAAUAUUUUACAAGACAAGCAGUGUUUCACGUACUUUUGCCACCUCCAUCCCAUAACUAGAACUAUAUAACCGAUAGCAAAUUUCAGGCGAUAAAAAUAGGCGCUUAUACACAAAGAGAGUUUGCGCGUGCGCGGAGGGGUCCUCGAAGCUUUAAAUAAACGGGCGGGGCGCUCCGCCCCUUCCUUUCCAGCGUCGGCUCGUGGAGGCUGUUAGCAACCCCGGGCGGGAGCGUUACCACCAACCAUGGCCGAGGAAGGCAUUGCUGCUGGAGGUGUAAUGGAUGUUAACACCGCCCUUCAAGAAGUGCUUAAGACUGCACUUAUCCAUGAUGGUUUAGCCCGUGGAAUUCGUGAAGCUGCCAAAGCCUUAGACAAACGCCAAGCCCAUCUUUGUGUUCUUGCAUCCAACUGUGAUGAGCCCAUGUAUGUCAAGCUUGUUGAAGCACUUUGUGCUGAACACCAAAUCAAUCUGAUAAAGGUUGAUGACAACAAGAAGCUGGGUGAGUGGGUAGGUCUCUGCAAGAUCGACAGAGAAGGAAAACCCCGCAAAGUUGUGGGCUGCAGUUGUGUGGUUGUAAAAGACUAUGGCAAAGAAUCUCAGGCCAAAGAUGUCAUCGAAGAGUAUUUCAAGUGCAAGAAAUGAACGAAUAAAAUAUUUUGAGCCUGA